Molecule: messenger RNA, 703 nt
Organism: Spirodela intermedia
Lineage: Eukaryota; Viridiplantae; Streptophyta; Magnoliopsida; Alismatales; Araceae
Source: the annotation of a GenBank genome assembly
AUGGGUCGUCGAGUCGUCUUCGGCGGCUGUCACCCAGCGAAGCAGAAAAACGGCGACUUUGCGGCUCUCUGGCGGCUGUCACCCGAUGAAGAGGGGCUGGAUGGAGGUGGGGCACAUGUCAAGGAGCUUCAUCCUCAGGUCCGUGCAGCAAGAGGAGGCUCUUCAUCGCAUCUGGUACACUCUCAGGAGGUGGCGACUCGUCUCCCAGCGGAUCGUCCUCUUCCCGACGACGGCUUGUUCGUUGAUCAAUCGGAGAUGAUUUACUCGAUGGAUUCGCGAUCUUUUUAUCGCAAAUCGUUCAGCAAUUUUAGUAGCAAUGCUCCACGAAUCGCGUUGAUGAGAUUUUCGCCAAUGAUCCAGCGAUUCUCGUUGCUUAAUCCUUCACCGACGAUCUAUAGGAAAGUCGCGAUAAUCAGAUAAAAAUAUAUGAAUUUUGACUCUAGGAGGAUUCAAACCCGUGCCGAUUGUCUGCCCCUUUUGAGGAAGGUGUGAUGCGGGUUUAGUCCCACAUCAGUUGUGCGCCGAUUUUUCGAGCGAAUAUAUAGUAAUGUUAGCUUCUAAGCAAAGUUCCUUCUCUCGCGUGUACGACCACUCCUUGCCCCACAGCCGGCUGGCCACCAGUGACGUGGAAGGGGAGCGGCGCACGCGUGCCCCUAUCAGUCCAAGUCGCUCGAGCCCCUGCUCGCGGCUACACCCCGACUGA